ACUAUAGACUCGCUCUCACAACUGGCACAUUUCUCAUUUGACUCUUGCUCUGAGGAUCUCACACACACACUGACAGAGACGAUGACUCGCAUUUCAGCUUCAGUGAUCGUGCUGUUGGUUGCAGCUCUCAGUGUACUCUGUACAGAUGCUUCUGCUUUGUCAUGUUGUAGGAAGUAUACCAAAGGACAGAUACCAAUGGCAAUUAUCAAAGGAUAUUCCAUUCAGACCAUGACGAGAAACUGCCACAUUGAUGCUGUCAUAUUCCACACAAAAGAAGGCAGGAACAUUUGCACAGACCCCUCCAAAACCUGGGUGAUGAUCAGUAUCCGUAAGCUGAGGAAGGAAGUGCAAGUUAUCAGCAGAAAACAUUCAAAAGUCUAAUUUUACAACUUCUGUGGUUAAACAGAUGUUACUACAAGAAUAAUUAUUUAUGGAGGAGGAUCUAUUUCUUUAUGAAAUUUGCCUAUUUCCUCUGCAUAUUUUAUAUGCGUGUUAUAUUAUACUGUUACACUGUUUGCUUUUUUAAUUAACUGCAUUAAAAUUAAUUUUCUAUGUAAAGAGAAA
This is a messenger RNA of Sinocyclocheilus anshuiensis, 564 nucleotides long. Its product is annotated as C-C motif chemokine 20-like. The record is from RefSeq and is a predicted model, not a curated record. NCBI's taxonomy places the organism in Eukaryota, Metazoa, Chordata, Actinopteri, Cypriniformes, Cyprinidae. Gene Ontology annotation, biological process: immune response. Gene Ontology annotation, cellular component: extracellular region. Gene Ontology annotation, molecular function: chemokine activity. Bases 82 to 381 code for a protein of 99 amino acids. The transcript is spliced from 4 exons.